AACACUAGAAGUGGAAUCUGAGGUCUCAAGUAUGUAAGAAGAGGACUCCCUGGGAACUCCCAAAAGCAGCCCUCCUCUUCAGAAACCAGACACUGGGCCUGGAAUCACUCCCCUCUCCCAAAUACAGGAAUGCACGUUCCCCCAACCAUCAGGACGCUGGGCUCCCUGUGCACUCCGCUCGCUUUGCUGCUCACUUUCGGGGCUCCUUCCCCUUGCACUUAAUGAAGAUUGGCGCGCUAGCUUCGCGGCCGUCUCAGACAUGCUGCAAUGUGUGAACGGAGACCGGCGGCGCACGCGUCUUCCCUUUUUGAUGCCCAUCCUUUGCAUUGUGUCUUCUUGCCUUGGUGAACAUGUCCAGCAGGCAGAUGUCCACAUUCUGCACAACAGCAAAGACCAUCUUACCAUGAACUUACCUCCAUCGUAUGAACUGGUGGAUCCCGUCAAGGUAGACGAGUACGGCAACUUCCUAUCCUAUACCUUAACCCAUCAUGAAAGACUUAAACGAAGAAAACGGGACAUCCGGUCCGAGAAGGUGCACUACAGGAUUCGUCAGGGAACUAAGGAUUUGUAUUUGAACUUGACCGUCAAUGAAAGAUUUCUAUCUGAUAACUAUAUUCUUGAAAGAAGAACUGGAAACCAGAGUGGAGUAAGGAUUACCCCUCGAUCGGGACUGUCCUGUCAUCUCACCGGCACGGUCCAAGAACCUGAUAUCGGGAUCGGUUACGCGGCUAUAAGUACUUGCAAUGGACUGGCCGGAUUUUUCCGUCUCCCCCACGGAGAUUAUUUCAUUGAACCUUUGCAUAAUAAAGAAGCUGCAGGGAGGCAGCAUAAGCAUAUAAUGUACAAGAGAGAAGCGGCUCACCAGCGGCGGCGGCGGCACAGAGACCUUCACUCUGCUGGGAACCAGUCGUGUGGACUAAUUGAUGAUUUCAGCUUUGUUCCUCAGCUUGAACGCCAAAGGGAGAAAUGGGAGAGGAAGCAUCUGAAGCACAGAAGAAUUUCACCGCGGUCAGUCAGCAAAGAACGAUGGGUGGAAACACUGGUGGUUGCGGACACCAAAAUGAUUGAGUAUCAUGGCAGUGAGAGCAUAGAAUCGUACAUCUUUACUGUGAUGAAUAUGGUAUCCGGAUUGUUCCACGAUCCAAGUAUUGGUAAUGCAAUUCACAUAAAAGUGGUGCGGGUCAUUCUGCUGGAAGAGGAAGAGGAAGGCCUGAAGAUUGUCCACCAUGCUGAUCAGACUUUGACCAGUUUCUGUAAAUGGCAAAAAAGCAUAAACCCGAAAAGUGAUUCUCACCCGGCACAUCACGACGUGGCUGUAUUAUUAACGAGGAAGGACAUUUGUGCGGGUAGAAACAGUCCCUGUGAAACUCUGGGCUUGUCCCACCUGUCAGGCAUGUGUCAGCCAUUCAGAAGCUGCAACAUCAAUGAAGACACUGGGCUUCCCAUGGCAUUUACCAUCGCCCAUGAGAUUGGACACAGCUUUGGAAUCCAGCAUGACGGACAGGGGAACGACUGUGAAUCAACAGGAGGACCUCCAUACAUAAUGUCCCGACAACUGCAAUAUGACACCUCGCCGUUGACAUGGUCUCCCUGCAGCAAGGAAUACAUCACCCGGUUUUUAGAUCGAGGAUGGGGAUCCUGUCUUGAUGACUUACCAGCGAAGAAAGACUUUAAGCUUCCGUUGAUUGCCCCGGGAGUGCUAUAUGAUGUCAAUCACCAGUGCCAGCUACAGUACGGACCCAACGCCACCUACUGUGAAUUAGUGGAUAACGUCUGCCAGACUUUAUGGUGUUCAGUAAAGGAUUUGUGCAGAUCCAAACUUGAUGCUACAGCAGAUGGGACCAGAUGUGGUGAGAAAAAGUGGUGCAUCAAUGGCGCAUGUGUUACUGUAGGGAAACAACCAGACACUGUAAAUGGAGGCUGGGCGUCAUGGACAUUUUGGUCCCACUGUACAAGAACGUGUGGAGCCGGGGUACAGAGUGCAGAAAGGAAAUGUAACAACCCUGAGCCAAAGUUUGGAGGGAAAUAUUGUACAGGAGAAAGGAAGCGCUACAGAAUGUGUAAAACCAACCCAUGUCCUAAGAACCAGCCGUCCUUCCGCCAGAUGCAGUGCGCAGAGUUCGAUUCUCUGCUGUAUAAAAAUGAGCUGCAUACGUGGUACCCCAUAUAUAACACAGCUAAUCCCUGUGAACUUCACUGCCGAAAUGCAGAAGGCAAUUUCGCUGACAAGCUGCUUGACUCAGUCAUUGACGGAACGCCGUGUUUCGAGGAGACUGACAGCCGCGACGUCUGCAUUAAUGGCAUGUGUAAGAGCGUGGGCUGUGACUAUGAAAUAAAUUCCAAUGCUACUGAAGACCGAUGUGGACUAUGCAUGGGAGAUGGAUCUAGCUGCCAGACAGUCAGGAAAACAUUCAAUCAAAGUGAAGGAUUUGGUUACGUGGAUAUCGGUAUUAUUCCCAAAGGCGCCAGGGCAAUAAAAAUAGAAGAGGUUGCUGCUGCAGGAAAUUUCCUGGUGCUCAGAAGCGAAGACCCUGAAAAAUAUUACUUAAACGGCGGAUUCAUCAUACAAUGGAUGGGUGACUACAAGGUGGCCGGGACGAGGUUUCAUUACGAGAGGAGCGGAGAUCUGGAGAACCUCACAGCUCCGGGGCCCACCAACGAGUCAGUGUGGAUCCAGCUUCUGUUUCAGGAAAAUAACCCAGGGGUUAAAUACGAAUACAUCAUCCAAAAAGAUGUCACCUCGGACAAUGAGGUUGAGGUUGUGUAUGCCUGGAGGUACGGAAGCUGGUCAGAUUGCAGCACCACUUGUGGAGCUGGCCUUCAGCGCCAGGUUGCCAGAUGCAUUAGCAAAGGAAAAGGAGUGGUGAAAAAUACCUUCUGUGACCCAAAUGAGCAGCCAUUGCCAAGGCAGAAGAAGUGCAACCUACAGGACUGCCCUGCAAGGUGGUGGACAGGGGAAUGGCAGGAAUGCUCUGCUACCUGUGGCCCAACCGGUGAAAAGAAGAGAACGGUCCUAUGUAUCAGGACAGUGGGAGCCGAUGAGCAAGCUCUGCCAUCUGAGGACUGCCACCAUCUCACCAGACCCAAAAGCUAUAUAUCCUGCAACAGAGAUAUCGCAUGUCCAUCUGACUGGUCCGUGAGCAACUGGACAGAGUGCUCUGCUACAUGUGGAGGUGGUAUACGAACCCGUAAUGUGACAUGUGCAAAAUAUAAUAAUGAAUCCUGUGACCCUUCGAAGAAACCCUACUCGAAAUCCCUCUGUGGACUUCAGCAAUGCUCAAUCCAGAAAAGGCCAGCCCAACUUCCUCUGAAAUACAAGAAUCUCAGAACAACCAUCAAAAUCUAUCCCAAGAUUUCAGACGGACCUAAGAAACGCUUCUUUCUACUCAAAAAAAAUCCCAGAUUUGUUGCUUCUACUAAAGCUCCUACGAAAAGUGUGGAGACCACACCAGCAUCUGCUAUAACUUCACAGCUCCCUCCUGUAAACUCUUUAGAAGACGAUUUUCAAAUCUAUGACAUUCCAAACUCCACCCAUUUUAAUGUGGUCUAUAAAUAUAACUUUGUCCUUGUGUCCAGUAAUAGGAAGAAAGUUGGCGCCAAUGUGACAAAAAUUCCACCAAGCCCCAAAGAAUUGAAUGAGAGUGUCAUAAUAACUAAUGAUAAUGUAACACAAAGAGGCCUUGACUUGGUAUUCAAUGCCACCAGCUCUCCACCCAACCCUACUCUAGAAGUAACACCAAGAUACGACUUUCUGACUCAAGAACCAGAAACCCAGACACACUUUGAGGAAAGUGAUGGACCAACAGAGGAGCCUGAUAUCUACUAUGAUGCUGAAAAUGAUAAUAUCAUCGAGUCUAGAAGUAAGAGACACAAGGGUAAGGUCAAGGUUCACCAGGAGAAUCACACUACCACCACAGACCAACCUCAAUCUUCAACUCUAGUUAUGGUCUCAACAGAAUUUUCAAGCUCUCCCAGCCCGGUGGCAACAACUGAAAGUCUCCCUGAGAGUUCUUCAUAUGAGGAUUUUAAUGAGCAGGAUCCAGAAAUGAUAGACUUGGCCAACCAUGAUCAGCUGCCAACACCUAGCUUAAAUACCUCCCAUGAGGUAUCUCCAGACAUAAAUAUGUCCUAUAACCAGAGUAUACUGAAUUCUACAACCAGCGGAAACAUUACAGAGUCAUCUGAGAAUAAAACGAGCCCCGUGUACUGGAUAGUGGGUGACUGGAGCGAGUGCUCCACCACAUGCGGACUCGGGGCGUUCUGGAGAAAUGUGGAAUGUAGCACAGGAAAUGAAGCUGACUGUGGACGCAUUAAAAAACCGGAUCCUGCCAGAAGAUGUCACCUCCGUCCAUGUGCGCACUGGAGAACCGGGAACUGGUCCAAGUGCUCUACUAACUGUGGUGGUGGAUUCAUGACCAGGGAGAUCCAGUGUAUUGAUGUCCGUGAAAAUCGACUUCUGCGACCAUUUCAUUGCCAGUCUCCCGGACACAGCCCGCUGCAGAACACUUCAUGUAAUCCAGAGUCGUGUUUGUCGUGGCUUGCCAAACCAUGGAGUGAGUGUUCAAAGACAUGUGGGAACGGCAUCCGUCAACGGGAAGUCUUCUGCCCCAAGGACAAUCGAUGCGACCUGAAAAAGAGCCCAGUCAUUACAUUAAACUGUAGCCUGGACCCAUGUGUCUCCUGGGAAACAAGCAAUUGGACAGAGUGUUCAGCAUCAUGUGGGGAGGGCGUCCAACAAAGAACCGUGCAGUGUUUCGAUACUGAUAAUAACCGGAAUGUGAACCACAGUUUCUGCCAAAAAGAACUAAAACCUCAGGAAAUUAAAGAGUGUCAUCUCCAGGAAUGCUCUAAAAUCUCAGAUGUAUCCUGCAGAAAAGACAAGCUGUCAAUUAAUUUCUGCAACACUGUGAAAAAUGUCGGGAAAUGUUCUUUGAAAGCCAUUCAGUCACAGUGCUGCUUCACAUGUGCAAGAAAAGAUGAUUUUCUUCAAGGAGGCUAAGUCAUUGUUUCGAUCAAACCCGUUCACAUGCUGCGUACAGCGAUAUCUAAUGGUGACCCUCACGUGCCGCAACACAACACGACACCCAGGAACUGAUACAGAAGGAUUUACUUCUAACUGGAGGACAAUUCCAUUUACUGCCAGGAGGUCUUGUUGUUUAUGUCAUCCCGAUGGUUGGUGCACAGAGGGGAAAUAUGGCUGCAAUCUAUGUGUGUUUUUAAAAAAAUUGUAAAAAAAAAUGCCAAUAUUUUAUUUCGGUGCCAAGUUAACAGUAUUUAACGCUACAGUACUCUUGCGAGAACCACUUCUCCACUUCUGCCCCCAUAACUGCCCUGCCUGCUCAAUGAUGACAUGGGAACAGGAAGUGUUGUCAUAGGGACACAGGAAUAGGAUAUUUAAGCUAUUUUUUACAUGUCUAAAACAAACCAAAAAGGCAUCAAAACUGAUCUUUUGAUGAGCUUCACAUUACAUAGAAACAUAGAAUGUGUCGGCAGAUAAGAACCAUUUGGCCCAUCAAACUAUAUUGUUACCCAGGCAAAGCAUUCCAUUCUGAGGAGUAAAACCUAUGCCCACCUUCCAAUAAACCUCAGGGGGAAAAAAUGAAGCAACUUUGCAAUAGGUCUUAAUUAAAAAUCUCCUACCAUUUUGUCUCCACGGCUAUUAUACGAACUGCGUCUCCAUGGUAACAGACUACGAACAGACUUUGCGUAGUCUGAUCCUGCAGUCAUGUUCCCUUCUAUCUCUCCCUAGCUUCUGGCUAACAUACCAAAUGUAAGUUAGCACAAAAGUGUUAGGGGGACAAAUUGAGGAAAUUUUUAAACUGCAGGAUCACCCUAUGCAGAGUUUGCUCAUAGUCUGUUGCCAUAGAGACGCAUAGUCUGCAUAGGAGCUGUAGACACAAAACAUUAGGAAAUUUCUAACUGAGAGCUAUUCCAAAAUAAUUUUCAAUUUAUUGAGACAAUAUUUUUUUUAAGGUGGACAUGCGCUUUAAAGGCUGCAGAUAUUCAGAACGUAUCAUCUGGAUAGAACAUCAGCAUCAGAUCACGGGGGCUUUCAACAACCAGCGCACCCACCAAUCAGUCUCGUUAGGCUGCCACAGAGCUGGAGGCUAUACAUUGUAUGGAGCCUGAGGUAGACAGCGCCAUAGACAGUGUAGUGGCCAUGCCGGGUACUGCACUUGAAUGGAAGCUGAGCUUCAGUACACCAGUACCCAAAACUACACCGUGUACGGAGCCUUCUGCUUCUGCUCCAUGUGUGAGGCACCGGUUUUAGAAGAAAGCAGCCAUGUUUCUCUAGUCCUGGACAAACCCUUUAAAUCUUCAAAGCCUACAGCUGGUGGGGUUGCUGCAUGUUGGACCCCCACCAAUCAGAUAUUGAUGAUAGGUCAUCUAUAUUGUACUUCCAGAAAACCCCUUUAAAAAGGGUCCAUCAUGUCCAUGGGGUUGCCAUAGGCUCUCCCAACAUUUAAUGGUGCUACAAAACUCCAAACUGGUUGGAUUUUAUCAUUCAUAUUCUAUUAUACUGUAUUCCCCAAGCUUAUCUCACCAGAGAGCUCUGACGCCGCUUAUCUCGCCCAGUGUCAUAAUAUUAAAGGGUUUUCCAGGAGGGAGGGGGUGGAUUUUUAAUUUUUUUUUAAGGAUCAAAAAGCCAUACUCUGUUCACCAAUCCCCAGUCUUUGCCGUUCCUGUGAUGAGCUGGUCCUGCUGCUCUCUACAUCCCGGUCCCAGCUCAACACACAGGAAAUAGCUGGAAAUGCUCUAGUGGCUGAGGUGGGUCUCCUCUGCGGCCAUCGGCUGAGGGCGCAGCUCCUGUCAUUUCCUGUGUAUUGAGCUGGGACCAGAAAGUGGACCAGAGCAGCGUCGAAAUGGCAGCCUCUGAGGAAUCGAAAAAGAUUCUCCGGAAAAAAAAAAACCUUUAAAAAUUCUUCUUUCUUUAUUUUCCCCGGUAUAAACAUCAUAGCUACACCUUAGCUCAGACAUGGCGCCUACCUGACCGAUGGAACAUAGCCCUCGUCACAUCCCCACUUUAUCCAAAAGCUUCAGUUCCAUCACUCAUAGCUGCCAUGUACAAUAUACAGGUGGAGGUGCGGCUGCAAUGUGCACCUGCAGCUGCAGCCAGCAGAGGAAAUGGUCUGGGAGAGAAAGAUUUUGAAUACCACCACGGUCAAUAAAGAAAGACCAGACAACCUCAUGACUAUGGGCAUGUCUCCAAGGUACGGUAAAGAUGGUGGCCAUGACUUGGUUUACACUCGUAUAUUGCUUGCGUCCAAGUAAAUUCAGUCAAGCAGGAUACGUAUAUAACAUUUACAUGUAUUUCUGUCUAAUAGAUUAUACACCAGUAUAUUCUUCUGUAGGUGCUAAUUACCGUAUGGUGCUACGCCCGAAGGUGCUACUACUACAGUUUCACAUCAUUAGCUCCGUGUUUCCAUACAGAUUUACUUAAUCUAAUUGUUUUUGUGCUAAUUAUUAAAUGGUGCUAAUUUCUCCAUUUUCUGAGAUAAAUCUCACAAUCUUGAUGUGAAUGAGAAAGCUCAGAAUACACAUUGCAUAACUGUAUCAGCUCCGUGUCUAUGGUUGGAACUGUGUUGCUUCACGUUGCCUAGCAACUACUUGUCUUCUCAUCCUGUUGACCACCGUGGCCAUUUUUUGAAGUUCCAAAAUCUUUAAUUGGGCUCCUCCCCAUCUACCAUGGGCCCAUUUAUAAUACUGGGGUCUUUAUAUUUAGCAGUGGGGCCCCCUCAGGCGACCUCAACCUGCUACCUCUGUACCCCCUAUAGCUACGCCUUUGACUAUCUAGGAAGCUUCAUGUACUUCAUAGAAAUAGGGCAUAUGGAAGGAGGUGGGCUUAUUGAGACAACCCCUUUAAGAUUGGAUGACACAGCCCUACAUGCUGGCUCUACUCGCAAAACUAUUUUCCACAUUUUCCACUCUCAUCCUCCCUUCUCCAUUUUCUGGCGCCUCCUUCUUCCUUGACCAAGUUGUCCAUACAUGUAGCAGACACAAUGCCUGUGGUCAACAUGAAGCAGACAGGAAGUCGCAAGGUGGCGACUCAUGAUUGCUUAAAUGGGUUGUCCAUUUUUUUUUUAUUUCAACCUAAGCCUGAUGUACCUGUUGAAAAAUCCAUACCUCCCUGCUCCACUCGGCUCCCAGGUCCUUUCCACUGGACUGUUCUUCUCCUGUCAACUUCCAGAUGGACGGAGGUCACGUGCUCCACUGAAGUGGUGACAUCACUGUUGGGUCGCAUUCUGCUUGGAGACAAGUCACCACUGGGACCAGUAAUGGGGUGCAGAAGCCCACAUGACCCCAUCCAUCUUGAAGUUGAUAGGACAGGGGCCAGAAGACCAAUGCCAGGGAGCCAGAAUGGAGCACCCCCAAACUGCAAAUCACCAUUGGGUCACAUGCUGCUUGGAGAUAGGUCACUGCUGCAGCCCACGUGACUCUGUCUAUCUUGAAGUUAAUAGGACAUUGCCUGGAAGACCAGAACUAAGGGCACCCAAACAGAGGAACGAGGAGCAGGUGAGUAGGGAUUUAUUUACAAGUACGGCUUGGGGUUGACAUUUAAAAAAGUUUUUAAAAAAAAAGCUGGACAACCCUUUUAAGUUAAGAAGGUUCAAAGAGAAUGUAUAAUGCAAGUUUUAUACAGUUAUCAAAGGGGAUGUUCUAGAUUAGAAAAAACAUGGCCACCUUCUUCCAAAAACAGCUCUACACCAGUCCUCAGGUUGUGUCAGGUAUUGCAGCUCAGCUGCAUUGAAGGUAAUGGAGCUGUGCUGCAUUACCGUGAACAAACUGUGCCCAGGUGAGGCGAUAUUUUUCCAAGAAAGCUGCCUUGUAAUCCUGGAUGUUGUUAUUUGUGAAUAUCUCAUAAAAAAUAGAGCCUAGUGGUAAGUGAUUGCUCCGGUCACCUCCAGAUAGGGUUGUCUUCUGCUGGACCUUUGAGCCCAUUAUUAUACUGGAGCCUGAGCUCCUCAGAGUAUCCCCUGCUGGGACAAUAUGACACCCAGGUCCAUUCUGUCUAAUGGUCCAGUAUUGCUGUUUUUGGAUACAUGCUGUGUCUACAUGGAACCAUGAUUACAUUGUCACCGUGCUGACACUCGGCGCCGCAUCUCAGAAAACAAGGUAAAAUGUACUGAUGAAACCAUAACUGUGAAAUAAAAUAAAGAUCAUUUUAU
Messenger RNA from Bufo gargarizans (Asiatic toad), 9167 nucleotides. It is a transcript of the gene ADAMTS12, whose product is annotated as ADAM metallopeptidase with thrombospondin type 1 motif 12. The coding region runs from base 260 to 4999 and encodes 1579 amino acids. Gene Ontology annotation, cellular component: extracellular matrix. The transcript has 24 exons. Gene Ontology annotation, biological process: proteolysis; extracellular matrix organization. Gene Ontology annotation, molecular function: metalloendopeptidase activity. NCBI's taxonomy places the organism in Eukaryota, Metazoa, Chordata, Amphibia, Anura, Bufonidae. The record is from RefSeq and is a predicted model, not a curated record.